GUCCACAGGGCGUAUCGCGUUCGAGGAUCACGUAAAACCGGGCCGUGUGGCAGCACUGGCAGCUCUCAGGCUUCUCUCUGGUUUAUAUUAGAGGUUAUAUUAUAUUCGACUUUGCAUCGCGUGUGCUGAUUUAAAUACACGUUAAAUAAUGUCGAGUAACAACAGCAGUUUUAUCACUGUACCUGGUUUCUGCCCGGAUUGCGGUUCAAUUUUGCCCCUGCUUAGCGAAAGCGGCACAGUCGCAUGUUACACAUGCAAAAGAGAAUGGAAUUCCGAAGUUUUUGGCGACAUGCAAAUGACACAUACGCUCUCAUUUAACACCAAGCAUACUUAUGCAUAUAUAAAAAAAGACGAGGACAGUGACGAUGAUGCGGAUGGACCGAUAGUAGAGCGACAAUGUCCUCAGUGUCGAAAUGAUAGGAUGUCUUAUGCCACGUUGCAAUUAAGAUCUGCUGAUGAAGGACAAACUGUAUUUUACACGUGUACCAAAUGCAAAUUCAAGGAAACGGAAAAUUCUUAACAAAACAUUUUUCGCGUUACAUAUUUUAUGUGAGAUAUAGCAUAAGGUGAUUCCUCUGUUUGUUCCUUUUUGUAUACAAAAUGUGCACUAUUUUUAUAUUAUUCGAAGUAAUGAAAAAAAUAAAAGAUUCUAAUACUUUGUAA
Messenger RNA from Vollenhovia emeryi, 663 nucleotides. It is a transcript of the gene RpI12, whose product is annotated as DNA-directed RNA polymerase I subunit RPA12. Gene Ontology annotation, molecular function: DNA-directed RNA polymerase activity; zinc ion binding; nucleic acid binding. The record is from RefSeq and is a predicted model, not a curated record. Gene Ontology annotation, biological process: DNA-templated transcription; termination of RNA polymerase I transcription. The coding region runs from base 149 to 520 and encodes 123 amino acids. Gene Ontology annotation, cellular component: RNA polymerase I complex. NCBI's taxonomy places the organism in Eukaryota, Metazoa, Arthropoda, Insecta, Hymenoptera, Formicidae. The transcript has 3 exons.